Molecule: messenger RNA, 594 nt
Organism: Dioszegia hungarica
Lineage: Eukaryota; Fungi; Basidiomycota; Tremellomycetes; Tremellales; Bulleribasidiaceae
Exons: 2
Coding region: 1-594 (197 amino acids)
Source: RefSeq, a predicted model, not a curated record
AUGUUCGAUCGCCUUACCCUUUUUCUCCUCUUCCUGCUCACGUCCGUCGCGCUCCUCACUUUCGCCCAAUCCGAUCCUUCAUCCUCCUCGAGCUCCCUAGCGCCAUCCGCCACCUCACAACCCUUCCCCAAUAUCCGCCCCGCCAACAUCCCUUCCUCCGGCGGCCGCGUCGGAAUCGUCAACCGGUACGUCUCCCCCAACAGCACGCAGGUCGAAUUCGAGAUCUACGGGUUGAGCAAUACGACGCGAUACCUCGAGUUUCAGGCUGAACCCGCUGCGGAUGGAAACGGCACCGCCUUCCGAUUGAUUGGGUACUAUGGGGCGAUGACGGCGAAGAAUGUGCCGAUCUUUUACCUUGGUCCAGGGGCUUUCAAGGCGAGGUUGGAUGGAGGUCUUGGGACUGUCAAUUGCCAUCUCGCGGUGAAAGAAGGUGUCAAAGAUGUCCAGAAUCAGCCAAGCAAGCUGUUUAGGUUUCAGCCGGGAGGAGCGGACAACAGGUCGUAUCUCUGGCCAUGUGGGGUCCAGGAUUGGGUGGAGGUCAAGUGUGACGAUCCGGUCAAGCUUGAGCCGAGCUGCGAUGCUGGUGCGUGGUAG